Molecule: messenger RNA, 587 nt
Organism: Diuraphis noxia (Russian wheat aphid)
Lineage: Eukaryota; Metazoa; Arthropoda; Insecta; Hemiptera; Aphididae
Source: RefSeq, a predicted model, not a curated record
CAUCAGUUAUCAAUAUUAUUUGGACGACAGCACUCUACCACUCGUCAUUCGCCUACAACAUUUUAUACUACUCAGUUUUAAAAACACGAACAAAUUCACUCACAAAAUGAACACCAACACUAUGCCACUGUUUGCGCUGGUCGCCUGCUGUCUGGUCACCAUAUCCGUCGCCGCCCCGUCAGGUUUAGUCCCUGUGCCCCUAGCCGCAGCAGCACCUGUCGUGGCCACCUCCGUCCACCCUGGAGUGGUCACCGCCUACAGUUCGCAGUACGUGUCUAGAAACUACAACGGGAUUGCCGUGACACCCGCCGUCGUCCCUUCCGCAGCCAUCGUCGCCUACCCUGCCCCAGCACCAGCACCCGUCUACACACCCACUGGACUCGCCUACUCAGCACCUCUAGCUCAAGACUAUCUUUUCUAAUGAUGACGACGACGACCCUCUACCGCAGCGUUUCUUAAACUUUUUUAUCCACGGAAACCUUUUUGAUGUUCACUUUUAUCGUGGAACUCCUACUUUUUUUUUUAGCUUUUUAGCUUUUUUUAGGAUUAUUUGUUGCAAAUGAAUUAUAAUAUUAAGUAGAAGUAUA